AUGCUCCGCACCACCGCUGCGAGAGCAGCUCGCGCUGCUUCGAGGUCCGCUAUCGCUCGAAGUAUCCCUGCACCACGCUCGCCAGCCCUUCCACGCCUCCCUCGCCUUACACGGUCCUUCUCGGCAACCCCACACCACUUCGCUUCGUCCUCGACAGAACAGCAGCAGGGAGGGCCGCGGCUGGCUGGACAGGGCGAGAAAGGGCUGACGGUGGCUCUUGGGAACGGCGCGGAGACUACCUUUUCCUACAUCUGGCUGCGCGACCACUGCCGGGAGGAGCGCUCCUUCCAUCCGCAGACCAAGCAGCGCCUGGUCGACACGUUUAAGAUCCCUGCCGACUAUCGUCCGUCAGCCGCACGGACAACCAAUGAGGGUCUCUACAUCACCUGGCCUGAAACCGCUUUCGAAUCCUCAUACGAGUCCUUCUUCCCCUGGUCAUUCCUCGCUGAGCAUGCGUACAACCCGCCUCUUUUGCGGACGAAGGAUCUGCCAUCUCCGCUCGAGCAAAAGGUCCUCUGGUCGAAAGAGAUUGCGAAGGAUGUCCCUACAGUGACGUAUGAGGAGGUGAUGGAGUCGGAGAAGGGCGUGUACGAAUGGCUGAAGCAGAUAGACGUCUACGGCUUCUCCUUCGUCUCCGGCAUUCCUGGCACACCAGAAGCUACCGAAGCUCUGAUCCGCCGGAUCGCCUUCAUUCGCGAGACGCACUACGGCGGCUUCUGGGACUUUACUGCCAAUCUCGAGCACGGCGACUUGGCGUACUCGGAUGUACGGCUAGAAGGCCACACUGAUACAACCUACUUCACCGAUCCCUGCGGUCUUCAGCUCUUCCACCUCCUCUCGCCCGACCACACCCACUCGGGCGGGCACAACCUCCUCAUCGACGGUUUCCGCGCCGCCUCAAUCCUCCGCACCCAGCACCCCUCGUUCUACGACCUCCUCUCAACGCUACCCAUUCCCUCGCACGCAUCCGGCUCCGGCUCCGCUUCCCUCCCUUCGGGCGUCCACAUGCGACCACUACGCCGCUUCCCCGUCUUCAACCACGACGAGAACGGCGAGCUCGUGAUUGUGCGAUGGAACGGUGACGAUCGAGGAGUCGUAGGCGGCGAGGCUUUCGAAGGAAAGACGAUGGACGAGUGGUAUGAGGCGUUGCGCACGUGGGAGGGGAUCUUGCGGAGCGACGAGGCCCAACUAUGGACCAAGUUCGAAGUUGGCACGGCAGUCAUCUUCGACAACCUCCGCGUUCUGCACGGCCGCUCGAGCUACACCGGUACUCGCCGUCUCUGCGGCGCCUACGUGAACGGCGACGACUACCGCUCGCGCCUGCGCGGCCUGCAGAAGCAGUUUGGCGAGGAUCCCAGGCGCAAGGCGCUGCAGGAGCUGCUGAAGAGUCGAUACGGCGUGUCGUUUGUGGAUAAGGAGAAGGGAGGAGCAUGGGAGGACUAUUAG
Messenger RNA from Rhodotorula toruloides NP11, 1446 nucleotides. RefSeq names its product trimethyllysine dioxygenase. The transcript is spliced from 8 exons. Gene Ontology annotation, cellular component: mitochondrion. Bases 1 to 1446 code for a protein of 481 amino acids. Gene Ontology annotation, molecular function: trimethyllysine dioxygenase activity; iron ion binding. Lineage: Eukaryota; Fungi; Basidiomycota; Microbotryomycetes; Sporidiobolales; Sporidiobolaceae. The record is from RefSeq and is a predicted model, not a curated record. Gene Ontology annotation, biological process: carnitine biosynthetic process.